AUGGUUGCUUCUCUUUUUGAAGAGGGAGGACCUACGUUGCUUCAGAAAUCGACGGGAUCGUCUGUCUCAUCAUCCGUGGAGUGCAUCGACACGAUCCCUUCACGGUCACAGUCCCCCACCUCGGCCACAAAUGACCAGGACUGCACGGAGGACACAACUGCCGUGGCUUCUUCCGCGUGCAGCAGCCCUGGCCCAUUUGAAGACCUCGAGGCCCCCCUCAUCCCAUCAUCAUCAUCUACACGCUGUUCCAGACUAUCCGCACGGAUCAAACAGCACCUUUCCUUCUCCGGAGGCUCCACCGACGGAUCCCCGGGAAAGGGAACUCCUCACCAGAAGCCCACCAAGGGCAUUCUGCGACGACGGAAAGUGUACUGCAGCAAGAGAGGAGAGCCGGCCACGUCGUUUGGCACGGAGAGCAGCACCGAAGAAGGAUCUCCGGAACGCAGGGUCGGAAGCAGUCCAGCGCGUAUUUGUAAGAAGGCGUUGGGGAGGGUGUUGAACCUGGGCUCGGACUCCGGCACGCGGAAGCUGGGGAAGAAAGAGAAGAAGGUGCCGAAGUCCGUAAGCAUCGAGGAGCCGGAAUGCUCUCCGGAACAUGCGCUGCAUCGAGAGAGGACCGAGAGCCUAAGGAAAAAGAGGAGGGGAAAGAAAAAGCCUCCGCUGGUGUUUGGCGGCACGUUCCCCAUCGACGAGCCCGUGGACCUGCCGCGCGGUGCCGUAGCCAGGGCUGCGGCCAGCUCAAUCAACCCAGCGACGUACCCGGUUGAUGCGGUUUGCUGCACGCCGCCAAAUUUGUGCGAAGACCACGCGAAGGUGUUCAUGUCGCUGGGGGUCAAGGGGCCAGCUGAAAAGGAGGUGAACCCAAAGCAUGAGGCGAAAGUCUCAAGACCAGAUACACCUUCAAAGAGGGGCACUGGGUGGUUCCGACUUUGGGGUGGCACUGACGCCAAGCUUCACAAGUCAUGAGUGAUGAUAGGUUACUAUGUGACGAUUAUUCUAGCGUAUUUAAAAGCGUGCCUAGAAAAAAUAUUUUGUGUGGCACACUCGUGCAAGGAGGAUAGCAUACACUGUGUGUAGCUGGAUCGUAAAAAAGGGACCGACGGUAAACAUAAAUAAUGGAAUUGUAAAAAUGUGUAAUAGUGAUAAGAAUAAGCGCUUUUAUGUCUUUGCUGUGUACAGCGUUGUUUCUCCUCCCAUAUUUUGUGUACGACUAAGUGCAUCGAUGGAGUUCCUAUGAUGUUCAAGUGACUCGUAACAAUUGCCUAGCUCUAUUUUUGCCUGCCUCGGGUUUUUCAACUGUUCUGUGGUACAAAAGCGUCUGCAGCUAUGCUGUGCAAUGUGUCUGAGAUAUUUCUCUAUGCUUGUUUAAAAUGGUAUAAAUUGUGUGCAAAAGCUGUGACUUCCGAUGGACUGAUUGCAAAAGCAGCAGAAAUAUGUAAUCGCAAGAAUUAGCUCUUACAUGUUAUGUUUUAUGUUGUCUUGCUUAUCAACCUAUCAAUGUCUGUAAGAGACAGUGUCAUUUUUUGAGCCAAUGUAAUAUAUGUAAUUUUGCUGUGACGAAAUGAAGUCUCAUUUCUGUAUGCUGGUGUGCCUCGGUGUAUGAAGCAUGUUGUAUGUCUUUGUCAGUUUUUAUAACCUUUUUUGAAAGUUUAUAGACAUUAGUAAUGCCCUGUUUGGGAAUAACACAUUGUGCUUGGUGUUGCCAGAGGAGGAGUGUUUGUUUCUGGCGUUAGUAUGGAUCUAAGAGCUACAGCAGUGGAAAUUUGUGCAAAUUGGUGAAGCAUACUUCAGUUAGCGAUUACUGGGCAAGCACGUUGCUUGUCCUAUCCAUGUUUUGUUCUUCAUUGCUCUCAUCACUGUCUUAACUAGUGCUGUGGUAGUAGUGCUCUUGAACAAGGUGCAUAGUGAUCUGAUAUCCUAGCAAAGUAAUGUGCUUAUUUAAAUAUAAAAUGCUCUCGUGACAAACUUAGAAUGAUCAAUGAUCUGUAGCUCUUCAGGUGUAUGAACCUUUCAGCUAAAGGCACAGCAACAGUGAAUUAUAAUUCCUGAGGAAUUUUGGUGGAAAGCAUGACAUUGCCAAAAUCAUGACAUGUUCAGUGUGCAUUCGAUGCACAGUUCCGAUCAAUUAUGUGCAGUGCGCCUCUGCGCAGUACCACACUAAAACAGAGAAAGCUCGCAAGGUGGUAGCUCUCUGUGUAGCAGAAUGCAGACGACAUAAGCUUCGACAAAAUUAGAAGGACAAAGGACAUUAACUUCGCAGGGCGUGGGCACGGCUCAGUGUGAUAGUUAAGUGUAUGCCAAGAAUGUCUGCAUCAUAAAUGUAUGUGCAGUGGCGUACGGUGUCUCAUGUAUGUGAUGCUUACGAUCGCUUACAACUUAUAAAGGGUUGUUACACCACUUGUGUCUAUACAAGGUAUGCUAAAGGGCUUGCAUCUCCAUCAGCGGCUCUAACGUGCACUCACGUCACAUGUAAGCGGGUCUUUCGUGUCUAAUGAUGAUGCAGUGCCAAAUGCCCUCGCAUAUUUGACACUAUUUGAGAACGUAUAGUAUUGAAAGUUGAAGUUGAUUCAUCUACAUUUCUGAAGUUGUAUUUGUAGGAACAAAGAACCUUGCUAGUGUGGAAUGCACAAAACAGAAGCAGACAGUACGAAAGGCUGUUUGUUGGGCAGUGCUGAAAUGCCUCAAACACUUAAAACAUGGUUUGAAGUGGAUAUUUGAAAGGUUACUGACCCAGUAUGCAAAAAUUUAGUGAAGAGUGCAAUAUUCGAAAGUUCGUAAAAUCUGCACCAGGCUAUAAAGUUAAAAUUUCUGGCACAUUUAAAGGCAGACUGUAUCUCUGGUAAAAUAUUUCUAAAACUUGUGCACUUGCCACUUACUGCACAUGUUUCUUAUUGCCAGCCCUUGGCCAGAAGUAGUUGUACGUGACCUGCUGUGAGAGCAGACAUGUGCUUGUCUGAUACUGAGAACAAAGCUUACAUAUGCUUGCACUACUAGCUGUAGCACAAUCUAAAAAUGGGUGACCAUACGGCACUUGGCAAUGCACUGGUCCAGGUUUGACAUUGGCUAGCGACUAGGUCGUUGAUUUCUCUGACUCCAUUCAACAGGUUAGUUUUAGCAAAAUUUUAAUGUGAAAAGGUUGUCGCAAGACUAGCAUGUUUUAUGAAGAUUUCUCUUUGGCAUAAUGGUACCUGACUAGUUAUGCAGGAAAUGCAUGUCAAGGUUUGUAAUGCAGAAAUGCCUGUCUCUCAGACAACUCCUCAGCAUAAAGAGGAGUAGUAGUGAAAUUAAUUACAGAAAAUGUAAUGAAAAGGUAUGCCGGUAGCCACACAGGUUCACAUAUUUGCGUAAUCAUUUUUUGUGGAAGUAAUUUGUCACAUAAUGACCAAAUUCAGUCACCUUUGCAUUGCUUAAAAUUGGCAGAGAUGAUUCUUUGAAGAAUGGCAGUUAAUGAAAAGGAUUCUGAUGAGCUGAAUGGCUGGCACAGUUCAUUAUCUUACUAAUGUUCAAAGACCAUAAUAUGUCGAGCCGUCCCAUGUUAUUAUGGGCUUUGCGUGUACUCUAGUCCAAUUGCUUGGUGCAUUUGUACUUGAACUGCGUCAUGUAUCCUGGAGCAUUUAAUGACAGUGCUGUCAGCAUUUAUGUAGGCCUAAUUCCUUAUAGAAUGGGCUUAGCACCCCUCUUGUAUGUAGCAUUUCGCUUGGACAUAGGAUGACAGGCACUCGCAGUUAUUGCUGGAUGUAUAAUUCAUUGCCACGUGCUUGUCAUGUGUCCGACAUUACAAAAUGCAAUGUGCACUUUCUAGGGAAAACAGCAAUGUGCCGCAGUGAUUGUUGUGCCAGAGCUGGGAAAAGUUUACUUCACAUGGUUUGCCUUUUGUAUCAUACACACUGUGUUGCGCCACAGCACUAACUGCUGCUUGCCUUUGUAAGGUGCAGUUAAAGUUAAGGCACUGUUAAUGUUAUGCUGCAUUUUGUAGGAGAUGUUUAUUUUGACACAUGUGAUAUGUAAUAAUGUACACAUACAUAGCUAUGUGUAUGUGUGUUCUAUUUUACUAUUCUAUUAAUUGUGCCUUAUAAGUACAUGUAUUAUUGCAAGUUUCCCUUCCUUGACUUUAUUUAUAAUGUCCGGUUUCAAGCACCUGAUGCAGCUUCCUCUUAGCUGGCCUUGGAUUAUGAAAUUUUGAUAGGCAGGAGCUUUUAUGCAUCAUCGACAACAAUCGUUGUUCCUUCCCUCAUCUAUUUUGAAGGCGCGAAAUGAAUUUUGGUAUAGAGAUGUGUAACAUAUUCCUAUUUCUCUAUACCUAGUAGUUUCCCUUUAUUCUUACUAUUAUUAUUGACAGCAAUACAACUGGUCCUUAGGUUCUGUAGAGUGUGUUCACACAAGGUUGACUUUCCCAUCAAAAACAAUAGAAACUAGGCUUGCAACUCCUGGCAUAGUAGUGUGGACGGUGCGGCAAAUCCUGCCUUGAAAGUCAGAAAGGCGUGGACUAGUUUUAGCGUCCUGUGUGAUACGGAAGUUUGCCCGCAAAAAUCUAUAGCAAAUGCGAUUUUUGAUAAGUAUACUGUCGCCUCCAUGACUGCUGCAUUUUAUUGAGCCAAACAGCCAUAUUUUUUACACCAUGGGCUAGACUUGCCGAGCAUUUGGGCAUUUACUCAUUCCAACUCCUAUGCUUUCAGUGUACAGCGAAUAAGUAGACAUUUCCAAAAAAAAGUCUCUCUCUACUAGUACCUUCUGGGAGAUUUUGCUCGUCCAGAAGGUUUGGCUCAAUCCCAUUCCCAGUCAAAUCUUAGUAUAAUAUGAUAUAUGUUAGGCACUUUUAUUGUGUCACAGAUAGUGCACUGUAGUGUUGUGUAAUAUUGUCUCCUCUUUGUGACAUGAUGCCGAGGCUACAAUAAUUUUCGUCCAACUGUCUAAGCAGCUAGGGCUUAUCGAAUACUGCGGUACUCAUCGUCUUUCGUGCACCACAAUUCUUGUUUAUCUACUUAGACCCCCCCAAAAAUCUUCAAUUUCUUUUUUUUUACUUUACAGCUUAGUAGCUCAGAAAAGUGAACUUUAUUUGAAACCUGCUACAGUGAAGACACAUGGAAAUAACACUUCAUAGCUGUGUGAAAUGCCCAUACACGUCAGGGCGACAUCACGUAUUGCACCGAGCACGUGAGAGAGGUGCAGCUGUAACUCAUGAGAACACUUCACGAAAUUUCUACGUUAUUCGAAGGUCAUGUCGGUUUGUGGUUAUGUGGGAGUGUGAUAGCAACCAGGACUACAAUAAAAGUAUUUACAGAACUUUG
Messenger RNA from Ornithodoros turicata, 5288 nucleotides. RefSeq lists its product as uncharacterized. The record is from RefSeq and is a predicted model, not a curated record. Bases 1 to 966 code for a protein of 321 amino acids. NCBI's taxonomy places the organism in Eukaryota, Metazoa, Arthropoda, Arachnida, Ixodida, Argasidae. The transcript is spliced from 2 exons.